This is a messenger RNA of Oppia nitens, 1722 nucleotides long. RefSeq lists its product as uncharacterized. The coding region runs from base 211 to 1638 and encodes 475 amino acids. The record is from RefSeq and is a predicted model, not a curated record. The transcript has 5 exons. NCBI's taxonomy places the organism in Eukaryota, Metazoa, Arthropoda, Arachnida, Sarcoptiformes, Oppiidae. Gene Ontology annotation, biological process: spermatogenesis.
UUUGUGUCAACAAAACGUGUGGUCAACAACUCAUUGCACGUCACGUAUAACGCGUGUCACGCGCGUGAAAAAUAAAAUAAAAGUUUUAUUUGAAUGUAAUUGUUGUUAUUGACCGCAAUUUUUGACCGCAAACAACUUUGAAUUUGGCCACUUAAAUUGACCGCUAGUUUGAUCGUUACCGUCGCCGCCGCCACCACCGCCACCGCUGUUAUGUCUUCAACAAUGCUAUCAUCGCCGCCGACGUCGUCGUCGUCGGCACCGAUGGACACUCAGUUGAGUUCAACGGCCGCCGCCGCUGCCGCCGUCACUACCGAUAUGACCACAGAUGACACUAUUGUUGAACGUAUUCUUGAAAUACUAUCGCUGGACAAACUGAAACCGUGGUUCGAUACGGGUCUCAAACAGGAAUACGAGCGCCGAUUUAGUCACCGAUUGCCCGUCGAUUGGAUACGAAUACUCGAAAAGUGCGGCUCCGAUCUCAUUGAGGUCACAGUUCAAAAGUACUCAAACGGAUCGAAAACUUUUAUUCAAUUACCGAUCAAAAAGGUACGCAACUCUACCGGUAAUCUUCCAGCUUCUCCGGUAUCACAAUCAUCAUUGGCUAAGUCAUUGACAAUUGUUGGGAAAAAUGGAGACACAAAGAUACCGAUGACACCGAUAAGGAUGACACCAUCUGUGGUUAAUACACAAUCUCCUGUACCGGAGCUGUCGCCGAACAAUAAAAGCGGUUUAAUGACCGCCACGGCUGCCGUUGCCGCCGCCACAACCGCUUCCGAUAAUCGUAAAGUACAAAAUGGUUCACAAAGUGUGCCAAAAGAUAGGAUGAUAACUACCGGUACUACCGAUCAGGUAGUGAUAGAGCCACCAAAACAACAACAACAAGUUAAUACUAAAACCAAUGGCCAAUUGAAUGGCAGUAUCGGUGGCGUUGUCAACAACAGCGGCCACACUAAUGGUCACACAUCUCAUUCUUCUGGCGAUACAUAUACGUCGGAUAACGUACUAUCGGGCGGUCGUCCAAUUCCGCCGCCACUGUUGCCAGAUGUUAAUCCCGAAGAAUAUUUCGACAUUUUCGUACUAUUGUCGGCAACGCCGAAGAAUUUUAUAGUCGUCCCGUUUGCCAAUACUGCACACAAUUCGCCGUUUCAGAAGCUAAAGUCGAAAAUGUUGGACUUCUACGACAAUGUGGACAAUCAUAUUGAUCUGACAGCCGAACUGAUUGUCAACGGUAUAUAUAUAGCGACCAAAGCACGCGACGAAUGGUUCCGCGCUCAGGUCAAGAGUGUCAUAUCCAGGGAUCCGUUUCAGGUGAUCACCUAUUUGGUGGAUUAUGGCGAACAUUUGACUGUCGAUAUCAAAGAUAUUCAACCAUUGUAUACGAUGUUUCGCGAACUACCGGCUCAAGCGCUACGCGCGUCACUUGCAGGCGUACAACCAAUCGGUACCGAUUGGGACGUAAUGACUAGUUUCGAGUUUCGCAAAAUGGUUGAAAAGAAACCGUUUGUAUCGACUGUCCAGUCUAUCGAUCAAUUGGAUGGCCAACCAGUCCUAUCGUUAUCCCUGUGCGAUACUACCGGUUCGGAAGAUCUAUAUAUCGGUUCGAUAUUAGUGGACAAAGGUUUUGCCAAAAAACAGUAAUCAAAACAAAUAAUAAUAAUAUAAUAUUAUUAGUCAAACAAAUAGCUAAUAUAAAUGCCAACAAUUUAUGCCAAUUUUUUUUAU